This is a messenger RNA of Suillus subaureus, 570 nucleotides long. RefSeq names its product ESCRT-II complex vps25 subunit. NCBI's taxonomy places the organism in Eukaryota, Fungi, Basidiomycota, Agaricomycetes, Boletales, Suillaceae. Gene Ontology annotation, cellular component: ESCRT II complex. Gene Ontology annotation, molecular function: protein homodimerization activity; structural molecule activity. The transcript is spliced from 5 exons. The coding region runs from base 1 to 570 and encodes 189 amino acids. The record is from RefSeq and is a predicted model, not a curated record. Gene Ontology annotation, biological process: protein transport to vacuole involved in ubiquitin-dependent protein catabolic process via the multivesicular body sorting pathway.
AUGGCUCUUUCCACCCACACUACUCCGUCAGGAUUCCUGUUACCGUCGAUCCACUCAGCACCGCCCUUCUUCACCGAGCAACCAAACCAAAACACACAGGCACAUCUCACCGAGCAAUGGAUACGCCUCAUCCUGACAUACGCGAGACACAAGCGUCUCUUCGUGCUGCGCGUUGAUGAUGCAGAGGUCCCGGGCGGCGAUUGGGACGAGAUCCUUCGCAAUGAGAGGAUAAACCGACGAAUCCCACCGUCGUAUCUCUCGUCAUUGAUGGCUAGCAUGAUCGCAAAGAACCUCGCUGUGUACGAGCCGUCUAAGCAGACCCGUGCGGUGUUGCUUUACUGGCGUCUUCCGGAAGAAUGGGCUGAUGUCCUCCAUUCGUGGGCAACAGCGACUGGCCAGCUCAAUACCAUCCUCACUUUUUAUGAGAUCUCAGACCCUCCUAUCCCGUCUCCUCUUUCUGGCAUUCCCAUACCACUUCUGCGACGGGCUAUCACCAUUCUCUCACGCUCUAAUCGAGCACAAAUUAUUGGGGUUGCUGAUGGCGAAGGUGUGAGGUUCUUUAUAGGAUGA